UUCAAAACACAGCCUCGCCCCUGGAACCCUCGAAGUAGCAACGCCCCUCGCUAUAAAUUUGUAGCUGCCUUCGUAGAGAAUGAUUCCAGCGCCUGUCAGCCAAGGGCCCCAGGCAGUGAGCGACUGAGCGCCUGGGCGGACGCAAGACUAGCAGCUCUGCCGGCCCGAGGCGGCGAUCCAUGGGGAGGAACCCGAGCGGACCCCGGGAGUGAGGGCGCACCCCGCACCAGCGCCACCAGCUCGGCCGGACGUGGGCGCAGCGUCCCGAGCGGCGGCUGUGGUGGAGUCCACCACCUUUUUGGAAGACAGUGCAGGAGCAGGGAAGCAGAGAGAGCUGGAAAUGAAGACUCCCACUUAACUGGCCAUGUGCUGUUGGAGUUAUUUCACAACUCUGAACCUCAAGCCCCCGCCUAUUUGAUACAUGAUAAAUUGGUCUAAAAUGGCUGAGGUUUUAUCUGAAUAAGUCACUGAAGCCAUCCCAGAAGGUCUGCAUCCAGAAAUGUUCUUCGGCUACAAAAACAACUACUCAUUGCCCUUAUGGAUCAGUAAAGCAGUUGGGCAGAGGAGACAAGUAACAGAGACUCAAACUAAGUAACUGAAACUCUUUGGGUGACAAACUUGGAGAGAUCAUCAAACAUUAAACUAGGUGCAUUUGGCAUAGUGUCUAAGACCAACUAACCCAGGAGAUCAAAAUGAUCCUCAACUCUUCCACCGAAGAUGGUAUUAAAAGAAUCCAAGAGGACUGUCCCAAAGCUGGAAGGCACAAUUACAUAUUUGUCAUGAUCCCUACUUUAUACAGUAUUAUCUUUGUGGUGGGAAUAUUUGGAAACAGCUUGGUGGUGAUUGUCAUUUACUUUUACAUGAAACUGAAGACUGUGGCCAGUGUUUUUCUUUUGAAUUUAGCACUGGCUGACUUAUGCUUUUUACUGACUUUGCCACUAUGGGCUGUCUACACUGCUAUGGAAUACCACUGGCCCUUUGGCAAUUACCUAUGUAAGAUCGCUUCAGCCAGCGUCAGUUUCAACCUCUAUGCCAGUGUGUUUCUACUCACAUGUCUAAGCAUUGAUCGCUACCUGGCUAUUGUGCACCCAAUGAAGUCCCGCCUUCGACGCACAAUGCUUGUGGCCAAAGUCACCUGCAUCAUUAUUUGGCUGCUGGCUGGCUUGGCCAGUUUGCCAACUAUAAUCCACCGCAAUGUAUUUUUCAUCGAGAAUAUCAAUAUCACAGUUUGUGCUUUCCAUUACGAAUCCCAAAAUUCAACCCUCCCCGUAGGGCUGGGGCUAACCAAGAAUAUACUGGGUUUCUUGUUUCCUUUUCUGAUCAUUCUUACAAGUUAUACUCUUAUUUGGAAGACCCUAAAGAAGGCUUAUGAAAUUCAGAAGAACAAACCAAGAAAAGACGAUAUUUUCAAGAUAAUUAUGGCAAUUGUGCUUUUCUUUUUCUUUUCCUGGGUUCCCCACCAAAUAUUCACUUUUCUGGAUGUAUUGAUUCAGUUGGGCAUCAUACAUGACUGUAAAAUUUCAGAUAUUGUCGACACCGCCAUGCCCAUCACUAUUUGCUUAGCUUAUUUUAACAAUUGCCUGAAUCCUCUCUUUUAUGGCUUUCUGGGGAAAAAAUUUAAAAAACAUUUUCUCCAGCUUCUGAAAUACAUUCCCCCAAAGGCCAAAUCCCACUCAACCCUGUCAACAAAAAUGAGCACGCUUUCCUACCGCCCCUCAGAAAAUGGAAGCUCAUCUACCAAGAAGCCUGUCCCAUGUAUUGAGGUUGAGUGACACACUUGAAACCUGUCUGUGAAGUCAACUUGUUGAAGAAGGAGCAAGAGAAACAUUCCUCUACAACACUUCACUACCAAAUAAGCAUGAGCUACUUUUCAGAACUAAAGAAGAAAAUGGAUUAUGUGUACUGAACUGACUUUUCUAAAGCUCUGAACAAAAGCUUUCCUCUCCCUUUGCAACUAAACAAAGCAAAGGAACAUUUUGCAUCAGAUAGACGAUGUCCACUCAAAGAAUGAUGUCAGAAACUGGACGAGUGUGUUGAUUUGGAAAAUUUUACUGGUAGAAACACCAUCUCCCCAGUCUGCUCUUGUUCCGUUAUUUUUGAUUUCCACAUAAAGGUACUUAGAAUAUGUUAAAACUUGAGACGAGCAACAGGAGAUCAGAGCUCAAGAUUGCUCUGCCCAACUUCCAAAGGGCAGCAAAGCUUUUGUGCCUAUUUACCUAUUAGCAACGGUGGCCCAGUUGUACCUGCUACUGCACGUUUUAUACAAAGACUUGCUAAGCAGUAGUUGUCAGGUUGCAGAAGUUUAUGUGAAAUUCAGCCAGUGUCUUAUAGAUUCACACUGCCAAAACAUGCCUGCUAAAUGGCUUAUUUGUAUAAUGAUGUUACUAAAGUCACGUAUAAAAAUUAAACUACUUGUAAAGGUGUUAUUCUGGUCCCAGGCAGUAGUGUCUUCCUAGUCAUAUUAGUUUUAUUUCUUAUCUGAGAAGUAUAUAUAUUUUGUGGUAAAAAGAUUAUAUAUCAUAAAAUAUGCCUUACUAUUUUAAAAAGUAUAUAUUCUACCUAUAUAGGUAUAUCUCUAAACUGUUGUUAUUUUAUUAAAA
This is a messenger RNA of Eubalaena glacialis (North Atlantic right whale), 2600 nucleotides long. It is a transcript of the gene AGTR1, whose product is annotated as angiotensin II receptor type 1. Bases 693 to 1772 code for a protein of 359 amino acids. Gene Ontology annotation, cellular component: membrane. Gene Ontology annotation, biological process: regulation of vasoconstriction; immune response; G protein-coupled receptor signaling pathway. Gene Ontology annotation, molecular function: angiotensin type II receptor activity. NCBI's taxonomy places the organism in Eukaryota, Metazoa, Chordata, Mammalia, Artiodactyla, Balaenidae. The record is from RefSeq and is a predicted model, not a curated record. The transcript has 5 exons.